AUGGGUGCUCUUGACAAUGUGCGUGGUCGCGAUGAAGGCGGCCGCUUCACUAGCACCGUUGUCGACUCCGAGACCACCACAUAUGAGGAGAAGCACGCCCAGUCGGCAGAGUCUGGCGCUGAGCGCGCCGAUAGCAAGGAAACUGCUCCUCCGGCUUAUGAAACCAACACUAGCGAUGGGUUCGAGGAUUCAUUCGGCGUCAAUGGGAUCGAGGACGACGUGAAGGAAGCUGAGGGUAACCCCGAUCAUGUUACAAACCAGGCUGGUUUGGGUCAGCAGAAAGCUGAAGCUGCCGCCUUGGUCUGGAGCCGUCCGGUUGUCUUCGGUCUUUAUGCAUGGAUUUGGAUCUGUUUCUUCAUGCUGGCUCUGCACUCCGCCAUUAGCAGUACCCUCAUCAACUACGUCUACUCCAGCUUCCAGUCCGCCCCGCAGGUCUCCACUUCCUACAUCCUGUCUACAAUUAUUGGUGGUGUGCUUAAGUUGCCUCUGGCUAAGACCCUCCACCUUUGGGGCCGUGCCGAAGCCUUGGUGUUCUCGACUGCCAUUUAUAUCCUCGGAAUGGUAAUUCUGGCCGCCUGCAAUGGCCCCAAUGCCUUCGCAGCUGGCUAUGUUCUCUACUGGAUUGGCUACUAUUGCAUGUAUCUGAUUCUUGACAUCUUCGUGGCGGAUACCACUGGUCUCCGUUCGCGUGCCUUUGCCUUUGCCUUUGCAUCGACUCCUUUUAUUUGUACUGCAUUCACCGGUUCCUUGGCUGCCGAGCACAUCUACAAGAUGUCUGGCUGGCGCUGGGGCUACGGCAUGUUCUGCAUUAUCCAGCCUGCCAUUUUCUUGCCUCUGGCUGCCGUCUUCAAGUUCUAUGAGAGGAAGGCUAUCAGAUUGGGUGUCUGGCAGCCUCGCUCCAGCGGUCGCACCAAGGUGCAGUCAAUCAUCCACUACAUCCACGAGUUCGAUGUUGUUGGUGCAUUCCUGCUCAUGGCCGCUUGGGUGAUGUUCCUGUUGCCCUUUAGUCUGGCCCAAUAUGGCCGCUCUCAGUACUCUAGCGCCACUUUCAUUGCCCUGGUGGUAAUUGGAUUCUGCAUGCUCUUCGUCUUCGCUGCCUGGGAGAAGUGGUUCGCCCGUACCCACUUCAUCCGCUAUGAGCUGCUUCGCCGGCCUACCAUCCUCGGUGCUUGCAUCUGCGCGGCUACUCUCUACUUCAGCUUUUACCUGUGGGACCAAUACUUCUACAACUAUGUCCUGAUUACUUACAACUUGGACAUCACCAUGGCUGGAUACAUGAUCCAAAUCUACAACGUUGGCUCUUGCUUCUGGUCCCCGCUGCUUGGUCUCUUCAUCUGGGCUACUCGCCGCUUCAAGUAUGUCUGCUUGUUCUUCGGUGUCCCUCUGAUGCUCCUCGGCUCCGGCCUGAUGAUCUACUUCCGUGGCGGAGAUCAUGGUAUCGGCUACAUUGUCAUGUGCCAGAUCUUCAUCGCUUUCGCCGGAGGUACUCUUGUCAUUGGUGAGGAUAUGGCUGUCAUGGCUGGAGGUGGCCGUGAGGGUACACCGAUGAUGCUCGCUCUCAUCGGUCUUUUCUCAAGCAUCGGUGGUGCUAUCGGCUAUGCUGUCUCUGCUGCCAUCUACAACAACACCUUUGUGAGCGCACUCGCCAGCCAGCUGCCUGAUGAACUAAAAGGCAACGCUACUCAGAUCUACCAGGACGGCAUCACCACCCAGGACGCAUAUCCUGUUGGUUCUGUUCUCCGUGACGCCACCAUUCACGCUUGGGGCUACUCCCAACGUAUGAACUGCAUCGCCUCGACCUGUAUCCUGGUUCUUCUGAUUCCCGCCGUGGCUAUGUGGAAGAACUACGACGUCGGCAAGAAGCAGAACAAGGGCACUAUGCUCUUCCAGUAA
Messenger RNA from Penicillium atrosanguineum, 1893 nucleotides. It is a transcript of the gene sit2, whose product is annotated as putative siderochrome-iron transporter. NCBI's taxonomy places the organism in Eukaryota, Fungi, Ascomycota, Eurotiomycetes, Eurotiales, Aspergillaceae. Gene Ontology annotation, biological process: transmembrane transport. The transcript has 2 exons. The record is from RefSeq and is a predicted model, not a curated record. Bases 1 to 1893 code for a protein of 630 amino acids. Gene Ontology annotation, molecular function: transmembrane transporter activity.